GCCAGCCCACCUCGGGCAGGAAGCGCUACCCCCAGCCCCGCCGCGCCUCGGCGGCCCGCUCGCGGCUCUCUUCCCAUUUCUGCCCUGGAGGAGUCAGGGCGGACUGUGAGGGACAAUGAGUUGGAACUGACAGAGGAGCUGCUCUACAGUGAAGCGGCGCCAUCUUGCAGUACGGACGAAAAGCUGUGGCGGGCGCCAUUUUGCACAUGGCCGAGAGGUGCCUUCAUAAAAUGCCCGUCGAGAAUCCCCUCUUUUUUUGCCCCGCUCCCAAGAUGGCGUCGAUGCGGGAGAGCGACACCGGCCUGUGGCUGCACAACAAACUGGGCUCCACGGACGAGCUGUGGGCGCCGCCGAGCAUCGCCUCGCUGCUCACGGCCUCGGUCAUCGACAACAUCCGACUCUGUUUCCACGGCCUUUCCUCGGCCGUCAAGCUCAAGCUGCUCCUGGGGAUGCUGCACCUGCCCCGCCGGGCGGUGGAUGAGAUGAAAGGGGCACUGACUGAAAUUAUCCAGCUCGCUACCUUGGAUUCAGACCCCUGGGUCUUAAUGGUAGCUGAUAUUUUAAAAUCCUUUCCAGAUACUGGCUCCCUUAACCUUGAUCUUGAAGAACAGAAUCCCAAUGUUCAAGAUAUUUUAGGAGAACUUAGAGAGAAAGUAAGUGAAUGUGAAACUUCAGCUAUGUUGCCGUUGGAAUGCCAAUACUUAAACAAAAAUGCCUUGACAACACUAGCUGGGCCCCUUACUCCCCCAGUGAAACAUUUCCAGCUGAAAAGGAAACCUAAAAGUGCCACUCUCAGAGCUGAACUCUUGCAGAAGUCAACAGAAACUGCGCAGCAGCUCAAGAAGACUGCAGGAGUGCCUUUCCAUGCCAAAGGCAGGGGACUGGUUAAGAAGAUAGAUACAACAACACCACUCAAAGGAAUACCAAAACAAGCUCCAUUCAGGAGUACUUCAGCUCCCAGUGUUUUUAGUCCUUCUGGAAACAGAACUCCUAUUCCUCCUUCAAGGACACCUUUGCGCAAAGAAAGAGGAGUGAAGCUUCUAGAUAUCUCUGAGCUGGAUAUGGUAGGUGCUGGUCGUGAAGCAAAGAGAAGAAGAAAGACAUUAGAUACAGAAGUUGUGGAAAAGCAAGCCAAAGAAGAAACAGUAGUAGAAAAUGCUACCCCAGAUUAUGCUGCUGGCCUUGUAUCUACACAGAAACUUGGUUCGUUGAACAAUGAGCCUGCACUACCUUCUACGAGUUAUUUACCUGCUACCCCCAGUGUGGUGCCGUCUUCCUCCUAUAUCCCAAGCUCUGAAACACAGCCAGCUGGCUCUGCACGAGAGGCCUUGCAGACCAACAGACAGACUGAAGAGCCUGCAGCUCCAAAUGCUACUACAACUCUUCCUGCGCAGUUCAAACAAAGAACCCCCAUGUACAACAGCAACUCUAAUCCCCCUGCAGCUACACCUACCUCACCCCUAACACCCACCACACCUCCUGCCAUCUCCCCGGCGGCACAGGCACCACAAGUGGCCCCCCAAACUCAGCAACAGCCACCACCGAAGAAAAGCCUCUCUCUCACAAGAGAGCAAAUGUAUGCUGCACAGGAAAUGUUCAAGACUGCAAACAAAGUUACAAGGCCAGAAAAGGCUCUUAUACUUGGAUUCAUGGCAGGAUCCAGAGAGAAUCCUUGCCAAGAACAAGGUGACAUCAUCCAAAUUAAACUUAGUGAACAUACAGAAGAUUUACCAAAGGCAGAUGGCACGGGCAGCACCACUAUGUUGGUUGACACAGUCUUUGAAAUGAACUAUGCUACUGGUGAAUGGACCAGAUUCAAGAAGUACAAACCUAUAACUAAUGUUUCCUAAGAGAUGCAGCAGCAGCAGACUGGACCAAAUCAAGUUUAGAGUCAGCCAGCGCAUAGAGUAUGUCAUCUGUACAAAAUGGCAUUCAGGUGUACAUUUCUUAUUACCCUCCAGAGCAGAAGCUGUGCUCUUCAACCAAACUGAGCUCAGUGAACACAGAUGUGUUUGAUGGUGUCAAACUCACUUAAUUUCUUUUUUUAUUAAUCUUGGGAGAGGGAAAGAUGAUCUUGGGGGAGGGGGGGACAUUGUUGGUGUGUUUUUGUUCAGGAUGCUGAAAAAGGAGAUCACAGCUGAAAGGUUACAGAUGGGAGCAGCUUACUGCUAAGUACCAGAAGAGAAGACUACUGCGCAGUCACUCACGGUUUACUGUUAACUGAGGGCACAGAUCUUUAUUAUAAAAACAUUUUCCUUGGCAACAUGAGUUCUGUCAUAAGAAUGGAUGUAUGAAGCACUACAGGUUGGUACUUGAUAAUUUUGUAUUUCAGCUGCAGUAUAACUAUUGCAGAUGGUAGAUGUCAGUGUCUAAAGGUACCCACUGUAUGUUUAGCUUAUUUAUGCUUGGGUCAUAGGAUGAGAUUGAGCAGCUUUGUUUUAGCAGUGGGAACAAAAUGACCUGGACCCCCUUAUGCAUCUGAAGGAGAUCGCUUUAUUGUAGAAAUCACAUUAUUUUAAACCUUUAAUCUCAACCUGACAUAACUGAAACCAACCUGAGACCUAACAGAACUUAACAGAAAGAAGGCACCCAUUGGCUGGCUCAGCUGCCGUGCUGCAGUCCACGUGUCCUAUCAUCCAAUCAGCUUCCUGCUCUUAUGCUGUCCACCGUUCCUCCAGCCAAUCACAAUCUCACUCCCAGCUGUCACUCAACUGACUCUCACCUCGCUCCUAGCUGCCUCUCACCCCUCCAGCCUGCAGCUGUGCCUUUCCCAUGGGGCCUUCUGGAGAGCAUAAGCCUUAAUCACUUUAAUAAUCAUUACCCCAUAUCCUACAUCUCCCCCCCCCAUCCCCCCCGCUCUUUUUUAUUAAGCAAUGAAAACUUACUAGGAAAAACCUAAGCAAUUCCUAAGACAUUAGUAACAGUGACACAAUAAUAACUUACAGCUUUUCAAAAACUGUAACAUAGGCUUCUCUGGUGUGAGUAGUAACACUUAACAGAAACAUAAUUCAGUUUUGAAUGAAAUUAACAAGGUGAAGCUUACAUCUGCCUAUAUGCUUUGCUAUCACCCAGGAUCUCCCAAGAGCCUUCUUUUCACAAUGAGGACUUGGAAAGUCUCUUCUGGAUGAAGCUUUCCUGUUUACCUCAAAGGGGUCUAGAUUUUGCAAAGCUAGUGGGUCUUAUUUUUGAUGUCACCUGGGUUUGAUAGCAAACAUCUGGGUUUGAUAGCAUACUUUUCCUUGCCAGUCGAGGCCAUGGCUUGGCCAGAGCUGUGACCUAGAUUGGAAAGGCUUUCCUAUCAUAUCCUUAAAAGAAAUCUUCAGUAAUAACUCAAGAACAGCUGGCUUUGUCAUAAAUAACUUGUAAAUAACUAUAACUAUGUACAUAUAUAUAGAGCUCCUUUGAAAGUACCAUUUACCUUUUUGUCACAAACAAACCAAUUCAAAACUAUCAAAGGAAACAUCUUUGUCUUAGCCAAGCCUGCAGCCUCCAGGCAGGUUUGCUCCUCUGAGGAAGCAAGGCAGAGGUACAAGGUCCUGGUGGCUUGCAGCAACAACGCUGGGGCUUGCUGUAAGGGUGGCAUGGCAGUGCCUGUGCCAGGGGAGCCACCUGCUCACUGCUGGCAGCCCCGUGCCCCAGAACAGUGUGGUCUGCUCCCCCUGGUUGCCUCUGCUGCUGGUGGCCCUGUGCCCUGACUGCCACUUCUGGUGGAUUUAUGAGACAAGUGUUCUGGUGACAGCCACUGGGCUGACUGUGCUGGUGUUGCUGGGCCACGCUUCAUGAUGUUGCCAUACUUGAUGAGAUGGCAGUCCCUGAUGUGCCUGUGGCUGGCCAUAGGCCACCUGCAGCGAGCUGAGUGCUGUCAGUGUGACCACCAGGCCCACCCUGACCCCGCCCAGCCAGCACUCCCUGGAUGUGUGUCCAAAACCUGGAAGUGCGCAGCUCAAGCCCCUGCCAGACAGUUAAUAUUAUGAGCAGUAAUUCCCACAUUUUGGCAUGCUCUAACCAUAUCUGCUAUAUCACAAGUACAUAGGUUACCAGCAGUGAGCAGUGCUUUGUUCCAGUCGUCCGCAUUUGUAAAUGCAAGCUGCUGCAGCAGAAUAAGGCCAGAGUUAUUCUGUGUUCUGGUCUCAUCAUCGUUGACUUGCCAGGAGAGUGUGGCAUGCAGUCUGUCCAGGAACUGUGCAAACAACUUCGCUGGACCUUGUAAAAUCUCAGCAAAAGACAUAUUAGAGUUGAUACCCAUCCCUGGGAGUCGCUGCAAGGCCUGCAGGGCUAGGUGAGUGAUAAUAUCACAUCACAGGGGUAGGCUGCCUGCACUGCAGAGAUUGCAAAGGGACCCUCUGCAGUCAGCGGCCCAAUGGCGACUGGUGCAUUUCUAUCCUGCAGCGCUUCCCCCUGGGUUGUACACAGCUCAGUAAUCAGUUAGCCUGACUACAAACUGCAUCACUGUUAGAAUCAUCUUCCUUGUGCUUUUCCAGUCAUAGAGUGUGAGGAUGUGUGCAGUACUGAUAGACUCAAGGUAGAUAGGGCACCAUGGGAGAAUAUGACACUUUCUUUUACUAGCACCCUUAGUUCUUUACUUUACAGUCUAGCUCUUGUUACGCUGGGUGUUGGUUCAGUGCAUGUAUUGCUGAGCAGGCUGAAAUGACCUCCAAGUCGCCCUCCUUCAUGGUGGUUUCCCAGCUUUGCUGCCAAUGCUGGACUACUGCUCUGCCAUCUUGGGCCGGGAGUGAGUCUGCCACCUGCUCGUGAUGUGGGAGUUGCGCACCAAAGGGGCCAGAACACAGGGAAUUUUAUCGGGGUAAGACAGCUCUGUGGGGCUUGGGUUAGUCUCAGGAUAAGGGAAUUCAGCAGGGUUUGGGUCCAUCUUGGGGUCAUAUAUGGGUUUGGGGGAAUUAACUUCCAAAGCCGUGUAAUGGCCAACAUUUGCGUGACUUCCUUUAAUGGCUGCCAUGGUUGCCUCCCAUGUAGCAAGGUGCCUGCAAGCCAUCCCUAGUGAUAUCAAAAAGUCUCUGCCCUAUUGCUUGCCAGGUUUCUGAUUAAAGGCACCCACUAAAGGGAAAAUCUGUAACUUGAUUAGACACCCAGUCCAGCAGGGUGCUUAGUUUCACAUCAGCCAUAUUAAUAGAUUGUUGAUGUAGGAGCUGCCUGACCUGGCCCAAGCUCCUGCUUUGUUUCAAGGAUAUUCCACCUCCCAUACUUUCUCCCACUGGUCUCCUCACCCUCCCAGUGAGGUGCACACACUUUAAAUUCCAGAGUUCCUUCCCAAACGCUUCCUGCAUCCUGCCUGGCCAGUUCCUUGAUCUAGUGGGACCUUUAUAGGUCCCUGUUUGGGCCAGCCAGCAGUGGGAACAAAUGACACAGACCCCCUUAUGCAUCCAAAGGAGAUUGUUUUAUUGUAGAAAUUGGCCCUUUUUUAUACCUUUAAUCUCAACCAAACAGAAACCUGACAUAACUGAAACCAAACUGAGGCCUAACAGAACUUAACAGAAUGAAGGCACCCAUUGGAUGGCUCAGCUGCUGUGCUGCUGUCCACGUGUCCGGUCAUCCAAUCAGCUUCCUGCUCUUACGCUGUCCGCCCGUUCCUCCAGCCAAUCACAAUCUCACUGCAUGUUCCUUCAGCCAAUCACAAUCUCACUCCCAGCUGUCACUCAGUGUCUCUCUCCUCCCCCCUCAGCUGACUCCCACCCCUGCAGCCUGCAGCUGUGCCUUUCCCAUGGGGCCUCUGGGGAGCAUCAGCCUUAACCACUUUAAUUACCCCAUGUCCUACAUCUUGUUAACUCUCUGUAUUGUCAAUGUACACGCCCAACUUGAGUUAAUCUUUAUUUGGCAUUAUUUGAGAUAGAUAAAAAUUGAGUAUCAUAACUUUCUGAAGAGAAAACCCAUCAAAAGGAUAAAAGUAACUGUGGCUUGUUGCUGCCUGGAAGUGAUAGUUUCUUGCUAUAGCAGUCUUGGGGUAGAAGCUGAUCAUGGCUCUUACAUAACAAGCCCUUAGCACAGCAUAACUUACCUGGAGGAAGGGAAACAACUACAUCUCAAAAUCAACUAGAGCUUAAUUUAAAAAUGGCCCUAGAAAUGUUGGAGACACAUCUGAGUAGAAGUAGUUUUGUUGUCUCGAGGCAUUAUUAAUGUUUGGUUGAGUAGUCAAAAGCUGCUUGAUUGCCAAACCCUGACCCAAAAAGUUUUUAAUGACUGUAGCUGUGGUUCUUACCAAUGUAGUUUUAUCAGUAUAAUUGCUAAUGUGACCACAAUUAUACUGGCAUAUAAAUGUGCCUUGUACGUGUCCCCUGCUAGUAGAAGCACAUUUUUAUCUUUAUAACUGUGUUCAUACCACUGGUGUAAUCUGGCUUUAAUGCUGCAAGAAAAGCUGGCAUUUACUGAGAGGAUUUAUGUGCAUUAGUCAGGAUUCCUUCUUGGGACACAGCUUCACCAUUUGCAGGAGUCUUGAAUUCAGCGUCUGGUUUCUGCCAGUACUUGUGUGUGGAGCUGUGCUUGGUUGGGAAUGCUGCUUAGGAGGAAGAAAUACAAAGAUGAGUAGCAGAGUGGUGAUGUGUUGAGGAGGUACCUUGGGCUGACUUAAAGAUUCAUGUUGAAGUGGAACUUUUAGGACUAAAUGGGGCUUUUUUGUUUUUGUUCCUUUUUUCUGAAAAAAAAGCAGACCAAAUCCCAUAGUACACUUGUAUACUAAUAAAACCAUUUAGAUGUUUGAUUAGAAUUUUUUUAAUUGGGGAAUUUUUAUUGCAUUUUAAUCUUUGUUUCUCAAUCAAACUGCCCACCAGGACAGGGCAAGUAUAAAUAAUAUUUUUUAAAAAUGCCCUGUAUUCUACAGUGUUUUAAGAUGUGACCAAAAGUGUAGAUUUCUUAACUUUAUUUAAGCAAAUACACAGAAUGUUCUAGCUCCUGUAACAGGCAGGGGGGUGUUUGAUGGUAGCUGCUGCUGUUACAGAGUGUUGUGCAUGAUUUAGUGUGAAAGUUACUCACAUAUAACUGUCACAUGGGGCUGUCCUCCCCAGAAUUGCCCAUUUCAGAAACAACGUAGAUUGCAAUUUUGGUUCCAACUUGUCUUUUUAAACAGCUUGACAAGUGAGGGUGAGUAGUGAGUUUUAGUUUUUAGGAGUUUAGUAGAAUGUAUUAUGGUUAUAACUUAUUUGGUUUUAGAGUGUUGCACAGUGAAGGCUAAUGAUAGGAUAUGAAAGUAUUAAUCUUUUAGAAGAAAGGUUUAAAGAAAAGUGACAUUCCUUUUGUUGUCUGCAUUCAGAUUUUGAAGUUUCCUUGUGAUGACCAGUUUUCUGUACAUGUGUAUGAUACUUCUGUCUUAACUGUUCCUGCUUGCUGGAUGAGCUGCAAGUAUCACAUACAGUUGUUAAGAAUGAGCAUUUAGAAAAUUGGCUGGAUUGAGGGGCAUGUACUGUCAUUGUAAACUGUGGAUGCAAAACUUGUGCAGUUCAGUCGUGGUUAGGAGCUGCUGUGUGGUGGCUCUUUUGGCUUGCUUGAGAUUAAUGGUGGUCCCUCAGUACACUUUCUGGGGCCACAGAGGCCUGCAUUUCAGAGCUGUGCUUUGGGAGGAGACAGCUGUCCCUCUGCUCUUCAAGAAGCCCUUCUAGAAUGCAGUGGAGUCAUUUGAGUGCAGUAGUAUGUAGGAAGCUUAACCCUGCUGCUGUUUGUAAUUGCUGCAUAAUGCAGUUGGUCUCCAGGCCUGUUUGUCUAAAGUCAGUCAUAGGCAGUAAAUGGAAAUUUUAAGUAGAACUAUAGUAUAUUUUUAAUUCCAUAAACUCAUUAUUAUGAGACAGUUUAACACUGCAAAAUUAAUUUUUUUUAGUCGCUCUAUGACUCUCAAUACCAGAGGAUUACUUCAACUUGAUCUGUGAAUCAAUUAAGUGUUUAAAUGCCUAAAGAAGGGGAAGUUUCUGCAACAUUGUUAAAGUGAUACAGUGAGAAGUAAAACUACAUGGAGUUCUUUGGUUCAGCGAAUUAAAUCAUCAAAUCUGUGUUCUGGAAGCAGGAAUAAUGCCAGACAAAUUAGAAAGGGAAACUUCAAUAUUGAAAUUCCAAUAUAUUGGAAUUGUUAUAUACAGAACAAAGUCUGGCCUUGGAACUUGAUGUUUUCUGUCUUGAAUACUCAGUCACUUGAAUGUGUAGCUAUUCAGUGAGGCUUGGUGUGUGCUGGAAGGUUAAACAAAAGCAUUUCUUUACUCUAGAAUGACUUGCAGAUUUAUUGAGUUGACCAGAGAAGUAAUUCAGAGUUUUCUUAAAGCUUUGCUUUCCUCAUGCCUUUACCCAAGCAUGACGUUUUAGGAAAUAGCAAGCCCAAACUUAAGAACUUUGGGCUUGAGCUGCGCCUCAUCAAGGGGGAUGUCCCAUUCUCUCUGGCCCUUGCUUGUGGAGAAGCUCCUGUCUGUGCAGGCCUAGACACGAUAUGAAUUAGGUUCUUUGAUUUGAGUAUGAAAUACUGCAGAAAGAAUCAAUGAAAGUGGCUUGUGAUUUCCCUGUCCCGUCCAGACUUUUUCUUAGGGGAGAAAGAGCACAUUCAUCUUACCCAGGGCUCUUCAACAAAUUGCCCUAUGGUGAAGUGCUAGGUUUCUGAAGGCUCCAUUUUCUCUCAUGUGUGCUGUGAGGACCAGAAAGAGUGAAAUGAGUGUAACGAAGAAAGGGAGCCCAAGAAGGAUGCUGAGAUCACAGAUUCCAUCUUUCUGUUCAUUCUUUUGCUACUCUAAUGCUUUGUAGUUAUCUCCAUACAAACCAGUCUAGGCUUAGUACAGUUAACACUCUAGUAUUGGGCUGGUAUUUUGUGGGUUAACCUGAUUUUCAGUGCUGGCUUUGCCAUUUAUCUUUCAGUUCAAUACCAUGGCAUCCUGGAUACCGUGGGGAGGAGCCUUUGGUAGUUGCUUGAUAUCUCCAUGUGGAAUUGAUCACUUCUCUCACUAAGUUGUGUCAAAGUGCAGACCACUUGUCUAGAUAAAAGCAUCUUGAGACUUUGGCAUCAUGCAGUUUAAGAGUGAAUCACAUUUUCAUAGUAAGGUCUGACUGGAAAAAAAAAAGAGACUAAAAAAUGUUAAGCCAGAGCCCUCUGGGAAUCUGGUGCCUUUAACAAAAACUGUCAUUUUGUAAAAUGUCAUAUCUAUAGCAUAGCCCGUAUGUUUUCUAUUGGUUUUUGUUUGGUUUUUUUUGUACAGAUGUAAAUUCAAAAUAUGCUGUCUUUGGGUACGUAUUUUCAGUGUAAUACAGUAUGUAUAAUAAAAAAUUUAGAUUUUCUAAGG
Molecule: messenger RNA, 9260 nt
Organism: Zonotrichia albicollis (white-throated sparrow)
Lineage: Eukaryota; Metazoa; Chordata; Aves; Passeriformes; Passerellidae
Gene: NELFA
Product: negative elongation factor complex member A
Biological process (GO): negative regulation of transcription elongation by RNA polymerase II
Cellular component (GO): NELF complex
Source: RefSeq, a predicted model, not a curated record